GAUACAUUUCAUUUAAAAAAAAGAAAGAAAAAAGAAAAUGAGAGAGAGAGAUGAAGAGAAAGCUUCGGACAUCAGCUUGAGAGAUCUCUCAGAGAGACUAAACGAAUUCGCAAAAGCCAGAGAUUGGGAGAAAUUUCAUAGCCCUAGAAAUCUCCUCCUUGCUAUGGUGGGUGAAGUUGGAGAGUUGUCGGAGAUAUUUCAAUGGAGAGGAGAAGUGGAGAGAGGGUUGCCGGAUUGGGAAGAUUCCGACAAGGAACAUCUCGGAGAAGAACUUUCCGACGUACUUCUUUACCUUAUCCGACUCGCCGACAUCUGCGGAAUCGAUUUAGGCAUAGCCGCCGUCAAUAAACUCUUCAAGAACGCAGUCAAGUAUCCUCCGCCGCCGCCGCCUCCCUCAUCCGCCGGUUGAAGAAAUUUUAUUUGCGGAAAGAUCCCUGCAUCUUUUGUUUUUGAUGGAAACGAGCAGAAGGAAAUAAUUUAUAUUUUCCAAUUUAGCCCCGGAGGAAUUAAAGAGUGGAUUAAACACCCUGCGUCUUUGUUUUUUUGUCGAAACCCUUCCAGAUUAUGUUCACGUUUUUAUCUAGUAUUAGAAUUUUGUAAUAAAUAAGUUUAUUACUAUGAACUAUAUAUAACUCAC
Messenger RNA from Tarenaya hassleriana, 637 nucleotides. Its product is annotated as dCTP pyrophosphatase 1-like. The transcript has 2 exons. Lineage: Eukaryota; Viridiplantae; Streptophyta; Magnoliopsida; Brassicales; Cleomaceae. Gene Ontology annotation, molecular function: nucleoside triphosphate diphosphatase activity. The coding region runs from base 38 to 409 and encodes 123 amino acids. The record is from RefSeq and is a predicted model, not a curated record. Gene Ontology annotation, biological process: nucleoside triphosphate catabolic process.